GUCCCUGUCUCUGUGAUUGAUUGUAUCUCCUGCUCCUUGCUGUACCCUCGCCAUGGCGUCGUGUCUCUGCACUCUCAGUAACAGAAAGUGGCCGCCUCUCUGCUGUUGCUGCCGACUCAAAGCUCACAGACUCGCUCGGCGCCUCAAACCGCCAUUUUGGAGUCAGAGAACCGAGAGUCGGCAGCAGCGGAGAGAGAGACGAAAAGGGGGACACGGGGCUGAGGGGAUUUUCACCACUGUCUGAUCAUUACUCUUGGAAUCAAGAACAAUGGCAUCCUUUACGGAGAAGUAAAAGCUGCUGCCCUGCUGGGCAGAGGUGUCCGUGGUGCAUGGCGUCGGGGCAGGGUGGCCGCCCAGAGGCCGGGCCCCCGGGGAGCUCCGGCCUGGCCAAACCGCUCCACCUGCAGCGCUUGGAGAGAUCCCUGAGGUUGGACAGCUUCCUGCGCCAGACCGCCACCGUCUUCAACAGGGACGUGACCAGUGACGACAGUGAGGACAGCGAGGACAGCGACGGCGCGCUGGGGACCACGGGGCUGUCCCUUGACCCCUCCCUCGGUCAGCAUACGGCUGUGACUGUGAAGAGUGAGUCAUGUGAGCAAGAGGACAGGUUGUCGGAGGGGAAGCCCCUCAACGGCGUGCUGCUGCAGGUUCAAGACCAAAAGGCCGAUAAAACAAACCUCUACAAUUUCUCCAAGCUGAAGAAGAACAGGAAGUGGCUUAAGAGUAUUCUGCUGAGCGACGACACCACGGACUCGGACACCGACUCGGACGACUCCGACUUCAGCUUGUCCCGGGAGGAGCUGCACGACAUGCUGCGGUUGCAUCGCUACACGCGGCAGCAUCAGAGCAAGUUCCACUCUGACCGGGAGCUUCACCAAUACCAGUACUACAGCACCGGGCUCCUCUCCACCCACGACCCCUUCUAUGAGCAGCAGCGCCACCUACUGGGCCCCAAGAAGAAGAAAAUCAAAGAAGAGAAGAAAUUCAAGGCCAAACUGAAAAAAGUAAAGAAGAAGAAGAAGCGGGGAGAGGGAGAGUUUCUGGAUGACGGCCGUCCAUAUAUACACAAGAUCUUUGCAAAGUUUUCCCACGACUCCCCGCUGCCCGUAGUGAAGAAGAAGCAUCUCACAGUUGAGCAGCUGAAUGCACGGCGGCGUAAAGUCUGGCUCACCAUCGCCAAAAAGGAGAUUCCCAAGAAUUUCAAGCAGAAGACCUCCGCGAAGAACUUGGUAUUGACCAAUGCUAAAAAGUUGGCUCAUCAGUGCAUGAGAGAGGUCCGCCGGGCAGCUAUCCAGGCCCAGAAGAACUGCAAGGAGACGCUGCCGCGCGCCCGCCGCCUCACCAAGGAGAUGAUGCUUUACUGGAAGAAGUACGACAAGGUGGAGAAGGAGCACAGGAAGCGGGCGGAGAAGGAGGCCCUGGAGCAACGCAAGCUGGACGAAGAGAUGAGAGAAGCCAAGCGGCAGCAGCGCAAGCUGAAUUUCCUCAUCACCCAGACGGAGCUGUACGCCCACUUCAUGGGCGGCAAAGCCAGCACGGCGGGGCCGGGCGGGGAGAUGUCCCAGGAGGACAUUCUGAAGAAGCUGGAGGACUCCGCGGCGCACAGACAGAUUGACAUCGGGGGCGGCGUCAUGGUCAACAUGGGACAGGAGGACUACGACAGCGAAUUCUACAAGUCCCAGGCCCUGAGGAACGCCAAAGAAGCCUUCCAGAUCCAUCAGGAGCGAACGCGCAUGUUCGACGAGGAGGCGAAGGACAGCCGCAGCGCGUCGGUGCGCGUCGCCGGGCCCUCCGGGUUCGGGGAGAGCUACAGCCUCGCCAACCCGUCCAUCCACGCCGGGGAGGAAAUCCCUCAGCCCAGCAUCUUCAACGGCAAACUCAAGGGGUACCAACUCAAGGGCAUGAACUGGCUGGCCAACCUGUACGAACAGGGAAUCAAUGGAAUCCUGGCGGACGAGAUGGGCCUGGGGAAGACGGUGCAGAGCAUUGCCCUGCUGGCACACUUGGCCGAGAAAGACAACAUCUGGGGUCCGUUCCUGAUCAUAUCUCCUGCAUCCACGCUCAACAACUGGCACCAGGAGUUCACCCGCUUUGUGCCCAAAUUCAAGGUGUUGCCGUACUGGGGGAACCCGCACGACCGCAAAGUCAUUCGGAAAUUCUGGAGCCAGAAAACCCUUUACACUCAAAACGCACCGUUCCACGUGGUGAUUACCAGCUACCAGCUGGUGGUCCAGGACGUCAAGUACUUUCAGCGGGUCAAAUGGCAGUACAUGGUUCUGGAUGAGGCGCAGGCACUGAAAAGCAGCACCAGCGUCCGGUGGAAAAUCCUCCUGCAGUUCCAGUGUCGAAACCGACUCCUGCUCACCGGGACGCCCAUCCAGAACACCAUGGCUGAGCUGUGGGCCCUGCUGCACUUCAUCAUGCCCACGCUGUUUGACUCCCACGACGAGUUCAACGAGUGGUUCUCCAGGGACAUCGAGAGCCACGCCGAAAACAAGGGCGCCAUCGACGAGAACCAGCUCUCCAGGCUGCACAUGAUCCUCAAGCCUUUCAUGCUGCGCAGAAUCAAGAAGGAUGUGGAAAACGAGCUCUCGGACAAGAUCGAGAUCCUGACCUACUGCCAGCUGACGUCCCGGCAGAGGCUGCUCUACCAGGCCCUGAGGAACAAGAUCUCCAUCGAGGAUCUGCUGCAGUCCUCCAUGGGCACGGCGCAGCAGUCCCACACCACCACCUCCUCCCUCAUGAACCUGGUCAUGCAGUUCAGGAAGGUGUGUAACCACCCGGACCUGUUUGAGCGCCAGGAGACGCGCUCUCCUUUCCACAUGUCCCUCAAGCCCUACACCAUGUCGAAGUUCCUCUUCCGCCACGGCCUCGUCCACGCGCACAACGCCGCCAGAAACAAGUUACUCCAAGUGCUGCUGUCUCCCUUCUCCCCAAAUCACAUCCAGCAGUCCCUCUUCCACAGAAAAGGUGAUGACAAGGGAAGCUGUUUCUCCUUCCUGCGCUUCAUCGACGUGUCCCCGGCUGAGAUGUCCAAUCUCAUGUUGCGAGGCACCUUAGUACGGUGGUUAGCCCUUUUUCUCUCCCUGAAAGCCGCGUAUCGGCUCCACCACCGGCGCCUGUUCGGCGAGGCCCAGGAGGAGGCCGCAGGCCCGCAGGGGGAGGCGGGGAGGUUACAGCCCCGGAGCGCGUGUCUGUCCCGCGAGGACCUCAUCCUGUGGCUGAACAGACCCACCAACUUCCCCAACUCGCACACCAGCCCCGUCGUGCAGGACCUGGUGUUCACAGCCUUAAGACCCGGCAUGAUGGGACACACGGACGUGAAGAUCCACAGUCGAAACUCUUCCACCUCGACGCUGCGGCCCUGCCAGCCCACGCUGCCCCCCAAGUUCCUGCUGGCCGCCACGCCCAGGGUGACAGCGGUCCCCAUGGAGCGCUAUUGUGCCGACCGCAGCGCCGAGCACGAGUGGCGGGUGACGCGCGGCGGAGGGGGCGGCGUCUUCAAACAGUGUUUCCUCCACGGCUCCCCGGAGCUCGCCUCGGACUGGCGCGCCAGGGCCAACGCCUUCCACCCACAAUGCCCCGCGGGCGUGAUGGCCCUCUACCCCCGGCACGGCUGGUCCUUCAUCCGGAUCCCCGGUGAGGAGUUUGCGUCCGUGUGAAAAAAAAAAAAACCCCAAACGGAAGCGUGUGUACUUUUUUCCCUUGCUUGUUGUUUGAUGAGCCUGCAGUACACGCCGCGCCUCUUCUACCCAUCCGUGCAUGCACGUGCCCGUGAGAGUGUUUGUGUGAAGAAGUGCGAAACAAAACGUGUGUGUGUGUGUGUGUGUGUGUGUGUGUGUGAGAACAGUCUUGAAAGCUCUUGUGAAGUUAAAGGGAGGCAGACAA
Pungitius pungitius (ninespine stickleback) is the source of this 3888-nucleotide messenger RNA. RefSeq names its product INO80 complex ATPase subunit (gene ino80). Gene Ontology annotation, biological process: chromatin remodeling; DNA-templated transcription; DNA repair. The record is from RefSeq and is a predicted model, not a curated record. Gene Ontology annotation, cellular component: Ino80 complex; nucleus. Gene Ontology annotation, molecular function: DNA binding; ATP-dependent chromatin remodeler activity; histone binding. NCBI's taxonomy places the organism in Eukaryota, Metazoa, Chordata, Actinopteri, Perciformes, Gasterosteidae. The coding region runs from base 330 to 3662 and encodes 1110 amino acids. The transcript has 27 exons.